Molecule: messenger RNA, 480 nt
Organism: Adineta ricciae
Lineage: Eukaryota; Metazoa; Rotifera; Eurotatoria; Adinetida; Adinetidae
Source: the annotation of a GenBank genome assembly
AUGUUUAUCGGAAAUACCAAACGUUUUCUAACGCAACAACAAGCAUCGUGCAUCGUUAUUCACCUCAAACUUCGACAUGCUUCCUCCUCUGCUGUGCCACCCGCCAAACUAACCUCAAGUUAUUUUCACCAUUCUUCAUCACUUCCAUUCGUCUACAAAACAAUCAGUCAAAACUUUGACGAGACUGCUGCCAAAUAUCCAGAUCAUGAGUGCUAUGUCUUUUCGACACAAGUCUUUUCGAUUCCUGACGAACGAUAUGGUGAAGAAGUGUGCACAUGGAUCAAACUGAAACCGAAUGCACCGACAUGCACAGUCAAUGAUAUUACUAAAUUUCUAUCGGACAAACUUGCAUUCUUCAAGAUUCCGAAACACAUUCGUUUUGUAGAUAAAUUCAUAAUGACACCAACCGGCAAAGUGCAAAAGUUCAAGUUAUCGGAAGCGAUGGUCGCCGAGUUAAAGGAAGUGAAGUCGAAGAAAUAA